GAGGACGUGUUCACCAUGUGCGCGGAGGACGCUGGCGUGUUCGUCGACUGCUUCAGCUAUAUGGGCGUGGCCCAGGCCGCCGAGGAGUGCGCGGACCCAGUGUUCAAGGAGAAGUGGGACAGGGCCAAGAAAGCCCGUGCCCAACCAGAUUCAGUGGACUUGGUUAAGCAGACCGUUCAGCAAUCACGCUCCUACACGGUCAAGGUCUACCGCAAAUGGACAGCGAUGAGCACCUCAGAAUGCGUAUCAAUUUUCGGCAAGCAGCCGUUGAAGGAAGACGUGAAGAACCUCCCUACCAUCCGCAUCCCGUGCGACACAGACCCCGUUGGCCCUCAUGAGUUGGUAUACUUGUUCACUUGGGAGGUCAACAGCCCCCUUCGGACGGUGGAGGUCGGUUUCACAAUUGAUAGCGACGCGGCGACCAUCGCGAUGGACGUCGGGAUGCAGUUCUACGCGGAGCAGACGAAGCAACAAGUUUCGGAUGACUUCGACAGCCUGGUCAAAAAAGACUUCCACACGAUCCGAGAGUUCUCUGAGACGGCGGAUCUCCCUCUCAAAGCCGUUGAGAAGGCGUGCGCCGUGGCCAACCUGCCCGUCGCAGCCGUCGGCAAUUCGGGGGCGUCUAGCAGAUGCAGCCCCGUUCAGAGCCCAGGUCCAGGUUGCGGUAACAUUCUGUUCACGCCGUCGCCCGAUCAGUCGCGCGUCGGCGAGAGCCUGGUGAGUGCCGGGAGUGGGCAGCCCAACCAUGUCCAGAAAGUUGGGCUUCAGCAGCUCGGAUCGGCAGGCUCCGCGGCCGGCGGCAAGAGCAGGGCGCCGUCGCUCAAGGGUAUCCCAGACGACGUGGGUGAUAGUGCCGGCCUCACCGGUGGCGGCGAGGGCGAUGACAUUACUGACUCCGCGACAACGUACAUCAAGAAGCUCAGCCUCGUGGGCGCGAUGCUCCUCGAGAAGCAGAGGUUGAGCUACCACCGCGCAAAAGGUCGGAUCGAAGGUUGGGAGAAGAACCCCAGCAUGGAGGACCAGAGCAAGAGGCUGAAGAAGCAUAUGGCCAACUGGGUGCUGGCCGAAAGCUUGAACCCUACUAACCUGAAGGACCUCAGUAAGAGUGAGUGCGAGAAAGCGUUUGAGAAGCUCUCGGCCAUCGUCAAGAUCCCAGGCGCCGUGAUGUGCACGCUCUGGGAGAAAAGCUACAAGCAGAUCUUCACGCAGACGGGAGUUACCAGUGAGGACGAGAAGAUCACCACAUUGUUGGCCUACUCGUGGCCUUGGAACGUACCAGCACUGGCCCACGAGAAGAGCUGUGCCACGUUCGAGGAUGCCUUUGACAUCAAGGACCCUCGGCUCAUGUUCGUCGACGCCGCCUCUUUCGAUGAGAAGAUGGCCCUCUUCAAGGCGCAGUUCCUGAAGGGGCUGUUGUGCGCGCACAUCUCUAAAGGAGGUGAGUCUGCCAAUGCAGUCAUGCGCGUGUGCAUCACUUUACAGGAGUGGGUCACGCGCACCAUGGGGGAGAACGCCGUGAACGACGUCAGGGAGAUCAAUAACAUCGACAACCCGGUGGGCAUCGCCAAGAGCAUUGCGCCGUCCGUCUCCGACGUGGGCUUCUACAGCGACCGCAUCCAGCUCGUCAUGAUGAGCGCCGCGAAGUUCCAGGAGGCGAUCAGUGCAGGCGGGGGCCACAAGCAUGAGUUCUGGGGCGAGCUCACCGAGAUAUUGAAGAUGUUGCCAACGGUCAUAUUCGCGAUCCCCGCAGAAUUCAAAGUUCAGAUUCGGGCAGACGUUCUGGGCGAGGUGAAGGAGGUCGCAGGUGGAGACCCGAUGCAGACUGCUGGGGUCCACGCUGCCUUUGCGUCGGCCUUCGGGGCCGCGACAACUGCAAAAGGCGCCCAUGAGAAGCUCUCUGAGAUCGAGGGCCUCGUGAGGAGCAACUCGUUGCAGACCUUGCCAGACGAGCUGGUGGAGACAAUCGUUGCUGGUCUGGACGGCCUAUGCGAUGCCGCCCUGGAUGUAUUUCCAGAUGCUGACGUCGACCGCAUCGGUGGAGUCGUCGACGACGCGUGCCAGUCCCUCGGCAGGGACGGCGAGCCCGUGGUCCAGAAGGUGAUGCACGCGCUCGUGACCGCUCGCUCCAUCGACACCCAGCUGAAGGCCCUGGGUGCUGCGACCACAGGCAUGGAGCAAACAUCAGAGAAAGUGGAACCCGUGCUAGUGAACACCCUGCAGUUCUUGAUGGGCGAACUGACCGAGCACCACAGCGACCUCUGCAAGCAAGAUGACCACAAAAGGCACGUCCAACGGCUCGACGACGUCAUGAAGCAGGCGGAGGGACGCUUGCAGUGGGCGGGCUCGCUCACGAUGAAGAACAACAAGCUCGAGCUGGCCGGG
Messenger RNA from Prorocentrum cordatum, 2382 nucleotides. Lineage: Eukaryota; Dinophyceae; Prorocentrales; Prorocentraceae. The record is from the annotation of a GenBank genome assembly.